AUGGCAACAGACACCAACCAGGAUGGAUAUUCCUUUGUUCGAACUUUUAGCAAUAUUGGUGGAGCAAGCGCUAAGUCUAAAACCACUGCAGAUUGCCUGAAUGCCACUAUUAUAGAACCUUAUGGUGGGAAAAAGGCGAUUUUCACCAAAAAGCGAAUUGGGAAGAACCCUACUUUUUUGACGCUUCUCUACAAACUUGCUGUUAAUGUUACCUUGGAAAAAUAUGAAAAGCGGUCGGACGAGUUUAAUAUCCGUCGAUGUUGGGAAUGGGUUAACGGCGAUGUCAUAAUCUAUGAAUUACCCUCAGAACCACAUGAAGUUUAUAUUCACAAAAUUUCUAAGGUAAUAGGUAUUGCUUGCAGAAAUGUUGAUGAUACUCCUGCUGAAAUUUAUGUUUUUGGAUCAACUCGGAUAUAUGCUGAUGGUUCUGCAAAAGAGGUCGACAAUUCAUUUCGUCCGAAAAAACCAGAAGUAGAAUUUCCAAACAGAAUCGAUAAAGGAACUCGCCCAUGGCCAAAUCUGGUUAUAGAAGUUGCAUAUUCCGAGACAAUAGAUCAUGUUACAGACAAA
Molecule: messenger RNA, 570 nt
Organism: Acaulospora morrowiae
Lineage: Eukaryota; Fungi; Glomeromycota; Glomeromycetes; Diversisporales; Acaulosporaceae
Source: the annotation of a GenBank genome assembly